Molecule: messenger RNA, 1541 nt
Organism: Musa acuminata subsp. malaccensis (wild Malaysian banana)
Lineage: Eukaryota; Viridiplantae; Streptophyta; Magnoliopsida; Zingiberales; Musaceae
Product: COPII coat assembly protein SEC16
Source: RefSeq, a predicted model, not a curated record
UCCCUCCCCCCCCCUCCUCUCUCUCUCUCUCUCUCUCCCUCCCCUUCUCGUCCUCCAGAGCGACGCCGUGCUCUUUUGUUCUCCAUUUCUAUAGAUGGAUUUCUUCUUCUUAUUCCUUGAAUCCAUGCGGCGGAAAGCUUCGUUCUGAGAGCGGAAGAGAUAAGAGAGAAGCAGAGGAUUCUGGUUCUUUUGGAGGACACCAUUGAUCCAUGUGAGACGUCUGGGAGGGUCGUGAGAUUUGUGCAAAGAACCGCUUGUUGAUUCAGUUGCGCAUUGGAAAUGAUGAGGAGACAGCUGAGGAGGAAAAGAAGGCGGAGGCGAUGGAGGCGAAGAGCGUUUCUCCGGCUGGAGAUUGUGCCUUUUCUGCCGGCGGAUACCAGAGAGUAAGCCCGGAUGUCCUUCCCCUCGGCAAUGGAAGGAAGCCCAUCCUGAGGACAAGCAAUGAAGACGACGCCGACCACAGUAGCAGAAACGCGAACCACUCUCCUUCCGAAGGCAAAUCCACAAGAGCGAGAUCGGUGUCGGUUUCGGCCGGCCCAUCCCCGUCCCGAGACCACCAGUUCCCUCGCAUCCCCGCCCCCUCCGAUUCUCCUACCUCCGCGGCGGCUACACACUCCGAGAGGCAACCACCCCCUUCCGCCUCCCCCAAAUCUCAGAGUCGGCAGCACCAUGACGCCGUCAACGGUGUGGGCAGCGACGUCAUCCUGCAGUGGGGACACAACAAGAGGUCCCGCCGGCCGAGAGCGUCAGGCGACGAGACUUCCGCCCACUUGAGGCAGUUGCUCAAGAUCCCGCGCAGAUCGCCUGCAUCGUCGUCGGCGGCGAUGCCCCCUCCGCCCUGUGGCGGCUCGUGCCCCAGGGCAGGCCAUCUGAGGACGUCUGUCCCCGUCCGCGACGCCAAGAAAGGCGUCGAAGACCAAUCGGGCGGCCCAGCUCGAUCCGAAAAGCGAUCGCCACCUGCCCCGCCGGAUAAAGCUCCGAGGGCCGCCGCCGACGCCCCGGCGAAUCCGUCUGGGCCGAAGCAGCCGCCGGCGGAUCAGGAAUCGGCUCCCGUCGCGAUCGCGGAGAAGCUGAGCCUGGAUCGGCUCGAGUGGCCUAAGAUUUACCUUUCCCUCUCGCGCAAGGAGAAGGAGGACGACUUCCUCGCCAUGAAGGGCACCAAGCUCCCCCAGCGGCCCAAGAAGAGGGCCAAGAACAUCGACAGGACCCUCCAGUAUUGUUUUCCAGGAAUGUGGCUGUCAGAUUUGACGAGAGGACGGUAUGAGGUGAGGGAGAAGAAAUGCGCGAAGAAGAGGCGGAGGGGGUUGAAGGGGAUGGAGAGCGUGGACAGCGACUCUGAGUGAUGGCUUCCGAAUUCAGAUGUGAAUGGGGGUUCUUCGUUUUGUUCCCUAGGUUUCGUUUUCCACAUUUAUACCCUAGUUUUUGGGCUUCGGGCGGAAGGGACCCCCGAGUUCUUGUACAGAUCUCCAGCUUCCAUCAAUGGAGAAAGGUUCUUCGUUGAAACACUUCAUUGGUUUUUAACUGUGGUUGGUUUCAUUAAA